UGUAAUUUAGUUUAAGAUGGGCAUUAGAUAAAUGCCCUUAGAUAAAAAAAAAGGGUCAUCUUAAUCACUUCCACAUCGUGAGGAGCCCGUGUUAUUUAACGCUGGUGUUGGUUUUGCCAAUAGACAGGUACUGUUAUCUGAAGCAACUGAAAAAGUGUCCCUAAUAUUUUAAAAUGUAACCAAUUUCAUGCCCAUAAGUACAACUUCAUGUAAAAUGUAAAAAUAUGUGACACAAAACUAAAAGAUGUAUAGUCAUCAAGUCAAACACUACAAGUAAAAUGACAAAUUUUCUCUCAUUUGCAUGUAGCAGAUUUCUAUUAAGCGAAUCCACACAUGUGUGUACACGCACACAUGUGUAUGACCCCUUUCAGAGUAUUAGAGCUAAUCAGCUUGACUGAUCUCCACUUGCCUCCGAUAGCGAUACGCUAAUCUGGAAUGACAGAACCGAAGCGCUAGCUGUUGCUCAGCAGCAACCUCCUGAAGCUCUGGUAGGUAACCCUCAGUUCGGUCAUGCAGGAUCCAGAACAUGGCCCCAAAAUGCAGGUGGAGCACACCCACACCAGGUGUUGGGUGUGUGUGCUGAGCUGCCUUCUGCUCGCCUGCCUGUACGUUGGCAGCUUGUACGUCUGGAGAAGCAGCUUACCCAGAGACCAUCCAAGUUUGAUACGGCGUCGCUGUGCCAGUGUGCUGCUGGUCUCUGCGCUGUCACCGGCGGUGGUGAAGGCAUGGAUGCACUGCGCUAAUGUCAAGGUCAGUGCGACCUUGUGGGAGUUGAUGGGAGUUCGUUUGGAAGGUCUGGUUCCUGCGGCCGUACUGCCACUACUACUAACCAUGGUAUUUUAUCUCGGCCCCCUGGUUCAUUCUGCGAUGGACAACCCCAAAGGCUUCACAGGGGCGCUGCAGUCCGCACUGGACGUUCAGUCGUGGAUGUUGUGUGCGGGAGACGCAGUGUGGCUCAGGAACCAGGUGGUGGCGCCGGUGACGGAGGAGCUGGUGUUCAGAGGGGCCAUGCUGCCCAUGCUGGUGCCCUGCAUGGGGCCCACAGCUGCCAUCUUCAUGGCACCACUGUUCUUCGGUGUUGCCCAUUUCCACCAUAUCAUAGAGCAACGACGCCUCCAUGAGGAUAGUAUGAGCGGCAUCUUCUUGGUGUCGGGGGUUCAGUUCCUGUACACGACUGUGUUCGGCGCCUUCACUUCCUUUGUAUUCAUGAGAACUGGUCACGUUGUGGGUCCAGUUUUGUGCCAUUCCUUCUGCAACAGUCAAGGGCUUCCUGACAUCAGCUCUGCGCUGCAACAUCCUCAACGAUGUGCUCUACUUUUCUCCUAUCUGAUGGGGCUACUGCUCUUUCUGGUGCUGCUCUUCAGGGUGACCGACCCUUUAUUCUAUGGAGAAAUCCCUGUCUACCGGCUGGCUGGCCCCGCCGCGUCUGCCUGCUAGAUUUAAUUAAGUACACUCUCGCUCAUUUGUAUUGUGAUGGUUUUCAUUUUUUAAUGGGUUUCCAAAUAAAAAAGGUAUUUUUUUAGUGA
Gasterosteus aculeatus aculeatus (three-spined stickleback) is the source of this 1526-nucleotide messenger RNA. RefSeq names its product CAAX prenyl protease 2. Gene Ontology annotation, biological process: CAAX-box protein processing. Gene Ontology annotation, cellular component: endoplasmic reticulum membrane. Gene Ontology annotation, molecular function: metalloendopeptidase activity. The record is from RefSeq and is a predicted model, not a curated record. Lineage: Eukaryota; Metazoa; Chordata; Actinopteri; Perciformes; Gasterosteidae.